AUGUCGCACGGCAACUGCAUCGCCGACAUAUACAAGUCGGUGAUUGCUGAUGUCAUCAGCAACAUGAGAGAAGCGUUCCUCGACGAGAAUAUAGACGUCGACGUGCUCUCGCAACUGAAAAAAGAGUGGGAAGACAAAGUGAACUCAAGUGGAUGUGUCGACUUGGAUAGCAACGCUGGACCGCCGGCGCCACGUCAACAUGCUCCGGUUAACCCGAUUCGUCCGAAUCCCAUUCCGCCGCAGAGAAUGAUGCAUCCGCAACACAAUCGUCCAGCGAACAUUGGAACUCUCCAAGCAGCUCAGAUGGGAGAAGCUCCUCUCCGAAUGGCAUAUACUCAUCAACCAGGGGUUUGUACUCUGAGGAAAAAAAUCUAUUUUUAAAACCAAUCAAUUUCAGCAGGCCCCUCAACAAAUCCGUGUGCAGUUUCCACAGCAGUUCACUGGAGGAUUGCAGUUUCCAGGACAAGUUGGAGCCCCGGUGUUCCUCAUGCAGCAGCCGAAUGGACAGAACCUUCCGGUGUCCAUGAUAGGACAGAGGUUCCAUCAGGGACAACCUCAACAACAGCAGCCGGGUCAGAGCAAUCCGUUGAGCCAUUUGCAAAUGGACGGCAACGGAGGCAUUGAAUCGGAUGGAGAAGGCUCGAGUGAACCGAGAAAAGUUGUGAAGAAACAUUCGUCGUCUAUAAAAGUUCGUGGAAGCGGAGCCAGCAAGAAAGAUGCGUUGAAAGUGCUCGGUUCGCUGCUCAAGGAGAUUCAACUUGAUGGAGGAGGCGGUGGAAUGUCGGACUCUUCCAGUGACGAAGAGCAAGAGGACGAGGACGACCCAUUGAGAAGAAUCGCCGACCGCAUGGGCAACGGAGAAGUUGAGGACGGAGAUCAAGUGGCCGAAGAAGAGCCUCUCAACUCGGAAGAUGACCAGUCCGACGAUGAGGACAUGACCUUGCUCUUUGACGCCGAUAACGUUGUCAUGUGUCAGUUUGAGAAGGUAAGCGGUCGCAACCAGUCUGAUAAUAACCUUUCUUAUUUAUAGGUAAACCGAGCACGUACCAAGUGGAAGUUCCAGCUGAAGGACGGAAUCAUGCACAUUGACAAAAAGGAUUACUGCUUCCAGAAGUGCAGCGGAGAAGCCGAAUGGUGA
Caenorhabditis sp. 36 PRJEB53466 is the source of this 1138-nucleotide messenger RNA. NCBI's taxonomy places the organism in Eukaryota, Metazoa, Nematoda, Chromadorea, Rhabditida, Rhabditidae. The record is from the annotation of a GenBank genome assembly.